AAUCAUCUUCUGUGAUCUUUGGCGGUACUGUAAGCUUAAGCCACGGUCUGGAGGAUAGCGUUUGCAGAGAAUCGAUGCUCGAAUCACGUGAACAAUCGGUUUCGGAACUGUGGCGUUGGCCCAUGGUUAUCAUGCUUGCAAAUUGUUGUUGGUUCUUCCCAACGCAAUUUCUUCCAACUUUUCAAAAGCUGGAAUUCUUGAAAUUCCUUGCUUAGAAUUUGAUUGAAUCAGUGCAGCUCUCAAACUUACGUUCUCAGUUCGAUACGCUUGAGAACUUUUCAGACGUGGCAAUAAUGUGAAGCUCGAUCUGAAGCUCUGAUCUAAUGCUGAUCGAUCGUCAACUGAUUGGUUCUAUGAGGGAGUCGGUAGCACUUACAUAUGUCAUCUGAAGGUUCCUCUCAUUAAUUGUCAUUACUGCUUUACUCUGUUACUCGGUCACAGUCGUCUUUUUGUCUUCUCUUCGCUGGUAAUAAGAAGAGCCUGCGAGGUACCCACACAACAUAUGAAACACGAGUCUUAGUAGGCGAGUGUGCUAGUUGCGGCACUUCUGAUUUGUUCUUAUCGACAACAGACAUCUAGAUCUCUCGCUGUGUUUUCGUUCUGUUUCUAUAUAUAAAGUUUUUCAUGUCUUCUUCGAGCUUGUCCAGAUGAGGAAAAUUUUCCGAAUGCUUCGAUCUAAACACCUGUCCAAGCACUCUAUGCAACUUUAAAUCACUGACCAUUGUUCAAAUGACCUUGUCAAAAUAUACUUGGGAUGAUUGCUUCAGUCGAUGAUCGACAACAUAGUCUCAUCCAAUAAGUCCAUCCUCACAUAUUUUCCUGAUUGAGCAACGGCGUAGCCUGGCUGAUAUAUAACUUAGGUUAUCACCUCGGGGGUGUCCAAUUAAUUCAAUUCAUUUAUGCCAAACGAGAAAUCUCGUUUGUACUUUUACUGUUUGCUAUUGUUCACGAUAGCUUAUUGGCAUGACCUCGAGAUCUGACCAACGUAAACCUUACUUGGUAGCCAUGCUGCGGCUUUCUCGUACCUUCAUGCGAGAACAUCUGGAAUUCCACAAGGGAUUCCAUUCAGAUGCCUAAUUCCAUAUACUCUGGAACGUCAAUAUGCACUGCAAAUUUGGGUCUUGAUCUGAAAGUUUGUUUUCGCGGGGAAACAAUUAGGAGGAUGGGGCUGGAUGGCAUAAUUAGUUGCGCUCAGACCUUUGCAAUGUUGAUCGUCUCAAGCCAUAUUCGUCUCCUAAUUGUCUCACAUGAACAAUAAUUACAUAAGGUUUCCUCCAGCAGAGCAGCCUUAUGAUUUUCUUGGAAUAUUCUACGUGUUUCAUGGAUGGUUUGGCAUAUGAAUUUGAUUUUAUUUCACCCUCUUAGUAGAACCACCCUAAAUUAUUGGCAAAGAUUGGCAUUACAUCUAAGUACAAUUCAAUCCCCAUACCUAUUGAUCUUAUCGUAAUAUUGUCUCAUUCUCUAUCUAUCAUGACUGCUUGCUAAUUCGCUUUAAUUGGCAUCCGCAUCACGACGAAAUAAUACUUCUUCGUCUCCUGAUAAUACGCCUUCCUCAUGGAGUCGACAAGUAACCUUGAAGAUGUUUCCAUAGCAUCCCGAAUACUUCUGAUAUGUUGGCCUCUGUACGGGAUAUCUGGAAUCUUAAUAAUGCUGAGAUUAAUCGCUAAAGCCAAAUACCAUCUCGCAUUUGCUCUGGAGGAUCUUUUAGUUAUACUUGCUAUGAUUUCUGGCAUUUGCCACAUAUCACUCAAUUCUUGGGGUAUAACCUUUGGAUUAGGAAGACACAUUGUGUUUCUUACCGAGACCCAAGCCGCGAUGGCUAUAAGAGCUGAAUUCAUCGGAGAGCCUUUCGGUAUCAUAUCACCAACACUCGGCAGAAUAUCCUUCGCCGUUUACCUCCUACGAAUACUUGGACAUCAGCAAAAUAUAAGACGGUUUCUUUACUUUCUCAUUGCCCAAAAUGCCAUUAUAAAUUUAAUGGCACUCAUCCAAAUAUUCUUCGAGUGUUCCAAUAUUUCUUACAAUUGGGAUCGUGUUGGACAUGAAGACCAAUGUUGGACCAUGGGAACACAAGCAGCUAUUGGCUAUUUCCAAGGAUCAUCCAGUUCCUUAACCGAUCUCGCUCUCACAAUUUUACCGGUUGCAAUGGUUAUCAAUCUUCAUAUUCCUUUGCAUUUGAAGUUUCUUUUAUCAUUUCUAUUGGGAGUCAGCCUUUUUGCUUUCAUUGCGGCCGUCAUCAGGACCUACUGCACAAUGGGGAAUAACGAUGAUAUUACCUUCACUUCGGUUACCUAUAUAGUAUGGUGCGCAGUAGAAAACUGCACUGUCAUUAUAACCUCCUCAAUACCAUUUCUCCGACCUCUCUUCCGGACAGCUCCCAAACCAUACAUCGAAGUAAAAAAUAGUCCGGCCCCAAAAAUUAUGAACCACAAUGAAAUCGAGUAUAGAAGUUCGAGAGAAAUACUCGUUGAUCCUGAAGCCAACCGGGAGAAAUUAGAUUACAUGGGAGAUAAAAAAGAUGAUGUCAAGAUCGAUGCUCAUUCGCUUGUGUAGCUUGGAUAGAAAAUUGGCGUAUAGAAUAGAGGCUUUGGGAUACAUGAUUAAAUGAUUUAUGAUUUGUAUAUUAUUG
Botrytis byssoidea is the source of this 2629-nucleotide messenger RNA. RefSeq lists its product as uncharacterized. The transcript has 6 exons. Bases 1555 to 2553 code for a protein of 332 amino acids. Lineage: Eukaryota; Fungi; Ascomycota; Leotiomycetes; Helotiales; Sclerotiniaceae. The record is from RefSeq and is a predicted model, not a curated record.